Messenger RNA from Cyphellophora attinorum, 1158 nucleotides. Its product is annotated as Arsenical-resistance protein Acr3. Bases 1 to 1158 code for a protein of 385 amino acids. Lineage: Eukaryota; Fungi; Ascomycota; Eurotiomycetes; Chaetothyriales; Cyphellophoraceae. The record is from RefSeq and is a predicted model, not a curated record. Gene Ontology annotation, biological process: arsenite transport; antimonite transmembrane transport. Gene Ontology annotation, molecular function: antimonite transmembrane transporter activity; arsenite transmembrane transporter activity; antiporter activity. The transcript is spliced from 3 exons. Gene Ontology annotation, cellular component: plasma membrane.
AUGGCAGACUCGUCGGCACACAGGUCAGAUGUCCAUCAGGACGAGCACAGCACGGAAAAGACUCCGCCGUUGAACUACGACCUCGAACAAAAUGGAACAACCUCGCCGUCUCGCACGACGAAAUCUUCAGUCUACGCUGGCCUCGGCUGGCUCGACCGCCUCCUUGUUCUAUGGAUCCUACUCGCUAUCGUCAUCGGCAUUCUACUUGGCAAUUUCGUCGACAGCGCUGGCCCUGCCUUGCAGAGAGGGCACUUUGUGGGUGUUAGCAUACCAAUUGCUGUUGGACUCCUCGCGAUGAUGUAUCCAAUUCUAUGCAAAGUGCAGUACGAGACAUUACACGAAGUUUUCUCGCAUCGUGAGGUUUGGGUGCAGCUUGCAUUCAGCAUCGUGGUGAAUUGGAUCAUCGCUCCAUUGUUGAUGCUCGGACUGGCAUGGGCUUUUCUUCCAGAUGAACCUGGCCUGCGCAACGGCCUCAUCUUCGUCGGACUAGCUCGAUGCAUCGCGAUGGUAUUAAUCUGGACUGGCUUAGCUGGUGGCGACAACCAGUACUGUGCUAUCUUGGUGGCCGUCAAUUCGAUCUUACAAAUGGUGUUAUACGCACCACUAGCGAUAUUGUUUGUCAAUGUGAUCAGUCGAGGCGAUGCUAAGGAGGUCUCAUACUCAGUGGUCGCCCGCAGUGUCGGUGUCUUCCUGGGCAUCCCUCUGGGUGCAGCAAUCCUGACGAGGUGCGCUUUAAGGCUCGCCAAUGCGAAGUGGUAUGACACGACGUUUCUGAAGUGGAUUUCACCACUUUCACUCAUCGGUUUGCUGUACACGAUCAUUGUGCUGUUUGCCUCGCAGGGCAAGCAAGUCGUCCAUCAGAUCGUCGCGGUGGUGAGAGUAGCGGCGCCCCUGGUAGUCUACUUUGCCAUCAUCUUCUUCGCCACCCUGCUAGUGACGAAGCGGCUUGGAUUCGGAUACAAGCUCGCCGCAACUCAGAGCUUCACAGCUGCAAGCAACAAUUUUGAGCUGGCGAUCGCGGUUGCCGUCGCAACCUUCGGUGCGGACAGCGAUGAGGCUCUAGCUAGCACUGUGGGCCCACUCAUCGAGGUCCCGGUGUUAGUCGCUCUCGUAUAUCUUGUGAAAUGGUUGGCAGGACGCUGGGGCUGGCAGGAUUGA